Molecule: messenger RNA, 540 nt
Organism: Candidula unifasciata
Lineage: Eukaryota; Metazoa; Mollusca; Gastropoda; Stylommatophora; Geomitridae
Source: the annotation of a GenBank genome assembly
AUGGCGGCCUCCAUAAGACUAUUUUGUAAACAAAUGUCUGCGAUACACAAGUUACCGGUGUCCUCGAAAUUGUUACAAGGUUACAGGUUAUCAGCACUUAUAGGUGCACACAGGCGCUCUUUUAGGCUUCAAGGUUAUCUGUGCAAUGGAGAAUAUGAGUGGGAAGACCCAAAGUCAGAAGCUGAUGUAGUAAACAUCACAUAUGUGGACAGACAGGGUGAAAGGCAUCAAGUCCGUGGUAAAGUUGGUGACAAUGUGAUGUAUCUGGCUCAUAGAUAUAACAUUGAAAUGGAAGGUGCGUGUGAAGCUUCUCUUGCCUGUUCAACCUGCCAUGUUUAUGUGAAAGAUGAAUAUUUCAACAAGUUACCAGAACCCGAUGAAAAAGAGGAAGAUAUGCUAGAUAUGGCCCCGUUUUUGAAGGAAAAUUCCAGAUUAGGUUGUCAGAUUAUUCUCAGGAAAGAACUUGAUGGGAUAGAAGUGACACUUCCAAAAGCUACCAGAAAUUUCUAUGUUGAUGGACAUGUGCCUCAACCGCACUAA